CGCAGACGUGUUCAUCGUCUUCACAGGUUUCAGGUACUUAAAUCAUCAUCAUCGUCUUCCUCUUUCCCUCUUCCUCUUCCUCUUCCCCUCCCUCUCCCUCCCUCUCUCACAGGGUUUCAAGGUCUCCAAUCUCUUCUUCAAUUCCCUUCGCCCUCUCGGAUCUCCCGUAAUUCCGAUUAUUAGGGUUUCUUUGGGCUGGCUCAGAAGAUCUGCGACUUUUUUCUAGGCUCUGAUCUCGCCCCUUGCUAAUUGGAUUUGGAAACCUAGGCACUUCUCCUUGUGAAUUCGGAUGCGAGAAGGCCGACUUUGGCCGGGAUCUGAAGUCGGGGGUUGAAUUGGAAUUUGUUCGGAUGAGAGAUUGAUUUUGUUUUUAUUGUGGUUGUUGGCGAUGGAUGUGGAUUUCAAUGGGAAUGUGGCGUGUCUCGACGCCGAAUUGUUGCAGCUUCCGGAGGUGUCUCCCUUGGCCCUCAAAUCAUACCCUUACGUCGCCGAGAAGCUGUUUGACCAAUGGCUUUCGCUCCCGGAGACCGCUUCGCUGGUGAAAUCAUUACUUAACAAUGCCAAGACGGGUCUUCCAUUAAAUGUCUCUGGAACUUCUAGCCCAAAGGCUUCAAGCAAUUCACUGCCCUCCAUGUUUUCUGCUGGCAGUACACCUCCACUUUCACCAAGAAGUUCGUCUGGUUCUCCUCGUACUUUGAAACAGAGAGUAGGCCCAUCUACACUAGGUUCCCCUUUAAAAUUAGUGAGUGAACCAGUAAAAGAAUUGAUACCUCAGUUCUACUUUCAAAAUGGUCGUCCAGCUCCAAAUGAACUAAAAGAGCGAUGCCUCUUCAGAAUCAAUCAAUUUUUCUAUGGUCAUAUGGAUGGGUUACAAAUCCAUGAAUUUAAACCAGUUACAAAGGAGAUCUGCAAGCUGCCCUCAUUCUUCUCCGCUGCCUUAUUUAGAAAGAUUGAUGUUGGUUGCACAGGAGUUGUAACAAGGGAUGCUUUUGUUGAUUAUUGGGUCAAUAGCAACAUGUUGACAAAGGAUAUAGCAACCCAAGUAUUUGCAAUCUUAAAGCAGCCAGAUCAUAAGUACCUCACUCAGGAUGACUUCAAAACUGUGCUUCGAGAGCUUUUGGCUACCCAUCCAGGGCUGGAAUUCUUACAGAGCACACCAGAGUUUCAGGAGAGAUAUGCUGAAACUGUAAUAUACAGAAUAUUUUACUACAUGAAUAGAUCGGGUAAUGGUCAUCUUACCCUCAGGGAGCUGAAACGUGGAGACCUAAUUGCUGCAAUGCAUCAUGCUGAUGAGGAGGAAGACAUAAAUAAAGUUUUGAGAUACUUCUCUUAUGAACACUUCUACGUGGUAUACUGCAAGUUCUGGGAGCUGGAUACAGAUCAUGAUUUCUUUAUUGAUAAAGAAAACCUUAUCCGAUAUGGUAACCAUGCCCUUACCUACAGGAUUGUUGAUAGAAUAUUUUCCCAGGUACCAAGAAAGUUUGCUAGUAAGGUUGAAGGCAAGAUGGGAUAUGAAGAUUUUGUUUACUUCAUACUAUCGGAAGAGGAUAAAUCAUCUGAGCCUAGUCUUGAGUACUGGUUCAAGUGCAUAGAUUUGGAUGGAAAUGGAGUUCUGACAAGAAAUGAAAUGCAAUACUUUUACGAAGAGCAGUUACAUCGAAUGGAAUGCAUGGCCCAGGAACCUGUGCUCUUUGAGGAUAUAUUAUGUCAGAUAGUUGACAUGAUUGGACCAGAGAAUGAAAGCUAUUUGACGCUACGUGAUUUAAAAGGCACUAGACUUUCUGGAAGCGUAUUCAAUAUUCUUUUUAACCUUAACAAAUUCAUGGCUUUUGAAACUCGUGAUCCAUUUUUAAUUCGUCAGGAGCGGGAGAAUCCAAGCUUAACCGAAUGGGAUCGUUUUGCACACAGGGAAUAUAUUAGACUUUCCAUGGAAGAAGAUGCUGAGGAUGCCUCCAAUGGAAGUGGAGAUGUUUGGGAUGAAUCACUUGAGGCCCCCUUUUGAGUUCCUGUUGCUGCUUAUGAGGAAGCUAUGAAUAUCAUGUCAAGCUGGCUCGCUGACAGGAGAAGGAUGAUUUUAGUUGAUUAGCGAUUCAAUGUGCUUGGCAGGCAGGCAGGCAGGCAUUGAGAGAUUUGAGGUUGGCAUAGUGAAGUUUGUAUUCGAAGCUUAUAGCACAGAAGAGUCCUCCUUUCACCAAGCAAAUGCAUUAAGAAAUGAUGGCAGCGAGAGACGGGAGCAGCAGCAGCAGCAGCAUUUAGAAUGCUAAUUGUGCAGGUGGGAGGGCUAAUUGAUGCAGGUGGUGAGCCAGAAACAGUUGACAAUAGUUCAUAACUACUGUUGGUACUAUUUUUGUUUGAUUUUUAGUUGUAAGAUAUAAGUUUUGUUUUUUGUUUCUCUAUUUUUGGUAUUCUGUAAGAAUGAUGUUUGAAAUCGUUUACCUUCUUAUGAACGGGGCCCCAAUUUGGUGGGUGGGUCUGUGGGUUGCUGCUCUUCCUUCAGUAGCGUGGACGGGAGGGUAUGUUUGGAAAUGUUAACUGAGAUAAUAAAUAAUUAAAUUAAAGAAAAUUUCUAAUUUGCGGUUA
Diospyros lotus (date-plum) is the source of this 2580-nucleotide messenger RNA. Its product is annotated as probable serine/threonine protein phosphatase 2A regulatory subunit B''delta. Gene Ontology annotation, molecular function: protein phosphatase regulator activity; calcium ion binding. The record is from RefSeq and is a predicted model, not a curated record. Gene Ontology annotation, cellular component: protein phosphatase type 2A complex. The coding region runs from base 389 to 2002 and encodes 537 amino acids. NCBI's taxonomy places the organism in Eukaryota, Viridiplantae, Streptophyta, Magnoliopsida, Ericales, Ebenaceae. The transcript is spliced from 13 exons. Gene Ontology annotation, biological process: protein dephosphorylation.